Molecule: messenger RNA, 665 nt
Organism: Aplysia californica (California sea hare)
Lineage: Eukaryota; Metazoa; Mollusca; Gastropoda; Aplysiida; Aplysiidae
Source: RefSeq, a predicted model, not a curated record
GCGAUUUCAUGCGCGUACGCGCGUGCGGUAUCUGGUGAGCACUGUUGCUGGUUGGUGUGCCACUCGUUUUGUACUGAGGGAUGGAGACAGCCGCGCAAGUUGUGGCUCUGUGAAGUGGAUAAGAGGCAGCCCUAUUGCACACCACCAACAUAGCUAAGAGAGCCCAAGAAACGAUCUAUUACGGAAAUCAACAAAACAAAGCAAGGGUUCUGGCCAAAAAGUCCGACAUAAGCAACAUCCUAUCUGACAGCCAGCUGGAGGGAGAAGUGGACCAGAGUGGCCAGGUAGUCGCACACGAGCAAAUCCCAGUGGAGGAAGAUUUGGCUGCAAGAGCCGAGGCUGCCCUGGGGAAAGAAGAGGAGGACGAGAAAAUGGCAGAGGUUGGUCUUUAGAGCAUGAGACUGAGAGAAAGGUGAAAUAAUACGGUGCAGCCUGUCUAUAACGACCUUCGAUAUAACGACAUCCUCUGUAUAGCGACAUGGUGCCCAGGUCCCGAUUUUUUCCUCAUAUAUACAUAUUAUCAUUAGUAAUUUUUUGUUUGCCUCUCUAUAACGACAACUCUCCCUCUAUAACGACAUUUUUUUUUGUCCCGACGGUGUCGUGAUCUAGAGGCUGCAGUGUAAUCUUUUUAAAAGUAAAUAAAUAAAUGCUGGUUUUUUACACUC